AUGAAGCCACGCCACCAUCCCAGCGUCCAGCCCUCCAACUUCAGCGUCACCCCCGUGUCACCCGCUGUCAUAACUCCGAGCCACACUCCUGCUGAACGGGGAGCGGCACUUCGGACCCGGACGGAGCUCCGCCAAAAACCAGCAUCACCCCAACGCUCUGCCCCAGAGGUCACGGCGGGAUGGGAAGCGACACACGCAGCUCGCUCAGAGCAGACCGCGCGGGGCAGCUCGGGGCAGCCGGCCCCGACCAGGCGCUGUGUGACCGCGGACACCCUCGCAGCGUCCACCCCAUCGGCUCCCGACGUCCCGCCGCAGCCCCGCAGCGGUCGGGGCCGCUCGGCGCAACCCCCCACGAAGCGGCAGAGCGCAGAAAGUCCCCUCCGGCGGGUGCAGGGGAGGGGGAUCCCGCCGCCCACCGGCCGCUCACCUGGCGGGGCCGCCGCUCACGGUGCCAUCGCGGCGCGGGGCUCCCGGUUCUUUGUUGCGCGGCGGGGAGCGGGCGAGAUCCGGUCACGUCAUGUGACCCGCCGGGGGGGGGGUCAGCUGUGGUGGAGGUGCUUCUGUUUUCCCUUUGAUUUGUUGUUUUUGUUUCGGUUUGUUUGUUUGGGUUUUCGCCUCCCUCCCCUCGCUCCCUUCCGCCCCCCGCCCAGGCCAGGCCCCGCCGCCGGGCGCGGGUGUCAGGCCCGACUGCUGCCGGCGGAGCGGCGCUGGAGGAGGAGGAGCCGCGCGCCGGAGCGCUCCUCGGCGGGGCGCGGGGGCGGGAUCCGGCGGCGCUCGGCGCUGCCCACGGCACGGCCCGCCCCGGGGCUGCCCACGGCACGGCACGGCACGGCGGUGUGCGGCUGCUCAUUACAGGAAGCAAAUCUGCAGAUGAAAACACAUGAAAUAGAACCAGAUCCCGCCAGAGCAUCAAACAUGAAAUAUGCCAGCACCGCUCCACAGACAGCAUAAUCAAUGCCCUUCUUCGCACAGCAAAACCACCGAAAUUCUUUGUUCCUGCGCAGAGUUGUCCCAAAUCUACAGUUCAUCACUUCAUCCGGCAGAUGAGAUACCCCCACAGAAGCCAUGUGAGUGAAACCAACUAAUUGCCAUCUGAGAACGGGUGCACACAGACAGACAAUAAAGUAGAGGAACACAUACUCAUCAUUAGCAGAAUGUGCUGGAAAAUAACAACUCGGGAUCCUCAGUCCUUAUCCCAGAGGAGACCAGCAAAAGACUCCCAGAAGGUAAAUCUCAACCCUCUCCUUGCUCAUGGUGCAGCAGAGAGCCAUCAGCUUGUUACUCACUCCUGCUCACGCGCCUUUGCACUCCAUAGGUGUUCCCUUUUUUUUCUCUUUUUUUCUCUCUCUCAAGUGGUCAAAUUGAUUAAUAUAAUUAGAUUAAACUAAGAACAAUUGCAUCUAGCCUGUAGUUAGCCUGAAUUUUGCUGCUUUCUGUCAGAUCUGAUAAAGAGACCCUGAGCCCAAUGGCUUGUUUGCUUUUUCCAGCCAUAUCAGCUGAUCUAAUAAAAGAUAUUACCUUUCUCCACAAACCGUGCUUCCCUGGGAUCUUCAGACCAUCACAGCUAUGACAACAACACUGUCUCGCUUUCUCUAACUGAUUCUUCCAGAUUCUCUUAUCUAUGAAACAGAAUAUGAUAAAACAUAUUUUGUUUUGUAUCGAUUCUCAUGCUGUUUUCAUAAUCAUAAUAUUCGAGUACAGCCUAGGACUACAUUAACUGAUCCAAGUAACAUCUGUCACACGUGGGGGUUGGUUUUCUUUGUCUUGUUCCCUGCCCAGGAAGAAAAUGAAGUGCAGAGCAGUGUUUUGGUCUUGUGAGCUGGUGUUUUGGUUUGGGUUUUUUUUUUUUUCUCCUCUAUUCUUGUUGCUCUGUAUUCAUACCAAGCAAAAUGAGGACGAUGGCAAUUUCUGUGCUAGACUUUAUUUCCCUGGGAAGUUAAUUUCAGAGUAUUGAGGCGCCCAUAGGAAGAUUUCAACCUGUGGUCCUAAAGCUCCAGCAGAUUGAGGCAGGUUAACAUACAGACACAGCUAUAGAUAGGAAUAUCUGCAAACCAAAAGGAGUAAUGUAUCUUCUGUUUGCAUUGGAACAGACCGUCAUGGGACAGCUUGGAGGGAAACAGUGGAAAUAAACUAUUUCAUACUGAAACACAGAAAGCAUUCCCCCCUAUGUAAGGAGUCACACCACUGUUCCUCAGAGAGGAACCCUGAGCAAUCCCACGUGUCUGAGAGGCACAACAUGCGAGCUUCUGAAAGGCAGGAACUGAGGUGAAGAGAGGAAUCAUUUGUGCUCAAGUACUGAAAGCAGAAAUACCAGAAGACCUCAGGGAGACAGUAGACAGCAGAUUUAAUAUGUUUUUGCAAUGUUAUAUGGCAGCAAAAAUCAUGCAGUUAAUUUAAUUUGGGGUUGUAAAGGCAGAGACCUCUUCUCAGAGAUACAGGCAAUAGUCCCAUUUUUUAAUAUAGCGGUGAGACCAUGGUUUGAAGACAUGUUUAGAUCUGGACAGCUCAGUACAAGCUGGAUGUCAACGACUUGGAGGGAAAUAAAAAAAUAAGAACAUAAAAUGAUAAAAAAAAAAAAAAAAGCUGGAAGGGAUUACAGUGUGUGUAGGUUGGCCAAAUAACAACUGUGAAGAGCAUCACGGGAAUUGCAUACAAGAACUUCAGGGGUGCAGAAACACCAGGGAGCGAGAAAGACUGAUUAGGGUUGUCUGAGGGAGUGUAAAUGAUAUCAAUGUAAAUGAAAUUAAACCAAGGAAGUAUUAAUCUACAGAUCUGCAUGACAGCAUCCCAGAGGAGCUCCCAUCACCCAAUUCAUGGAAGGUGACCAAGAAGCAGUGACUGCAGGAGGGGAUUAGGUGGGGACAGUGUGCCUUGGGCAUGUCCCACUUCUGACUGUCUAACAGCACCUACCUCUUCCAAGGAGUCUGUAGCAUCUGUAGAUGGCAGCUAAUUGAGAUGGGGAAAAAAAGAGAAAAAGGCAGAGCCUUAUUAUUCCUUAAUUAGAGUGAAGAGAUCAAAGUAUUUCCUUUUCUAACACGGUAGGAAAGCCAGCCUGAACUUACACCUUUGCCACCUUUACAGCACGUUGUGCCACCACAAAAUAGGAGACCUACAGCACGGUGUGGCCAAGCAAGGGGCAAUGCCCCAUGGUGCUGUUCAUCCUGAAUGUGCCACACACACGAUGCUUUAACAGGAAAAUUAAAAAUAAAAAAAAAAAGCCCAGACAAUUUUAUAAAUGAUCUUUAAUGAGUUUGAACAUCUUCCCUUUCCUUUCUGGGUCUGGAUUUUUUUUAACAACACCCUUAGGGAGGCACUGCAGUGAUAAUUAUCAGUCCAAGCAUACACAAAGCACGCAAAGGUAUCAUCUACUGUAAUUGUUGACCUUAAACAGCUUUUCUAUAGGUAAAAAUGUAAUGAUCUCUGUGAAGGAAACCUCUCUACUUAUUUAUGAGAAUGAAUACCAUGGCCUAACACACACAAGCAAACACGAGUGCACUAAUAUCUGGGUUUGAGGUUGUCCUGUAAUUAACUGCUGAAGCACACACUGAAAUGAGUCCAUCACUUCCCUGUAUCUCAGGGACCUCUGGCUGCUCCACUCACACUCUGCCUAAUGGCUGUCUCAGGAAAACACCUGCCACAAACCUCUCUCAUUUCAUGUGCUUACCUUGUGAGGUUUGCAUUUGUUUUUUGGUCUUGAUCAAGAGGAAA
Molecule: messenger RNA, 3708 nt
Organism: Coturnix japonica (Japanese quail)
Lineage: Eukaryota; Metazoa; Chordata; Aves; Galliformes; Phasianidae
Source: RefSeq, a predicted model, not a curated record